AUGUCUAUAGUUACCUUUGAAAAACCUGUACCAAAAAUAUCAGAGUCUGAUUGGAAUUACAAAUUAAUUGAAUUAAGACAAUCUUGUGACAGAAGCAGGCGUUGUGCAUUUACAUUGGGAAAUGAAUCACAUAGAUUAAGGAAUGAGACCGAUCUCACUACGUAUUGGGGURCAUGCCGUACUAAUUCUAAUAUCGUUGAUAGACAAAGUGAAAUAACACGCUGGAAAAUUAAAAUUGAAUUAUGUUCAACAUACUUACAAAAAGAAAUUGAGCAGUUGAAAAUUGAAAAGAAAGAAAAUGAGAAAGCAAUAGAAUUUCAAAAUUUAAACUUUGCAGUUACCAAUCAUUGCUUAAGUAUAAGAGAUGAAAAAAAUGGUGAAGAUUUAUGCUAUGAUAUUGCUUCUGCUGAACUAAAACAAGAGCAAUUGGCUUUGGAGACGAUGAAAACAAUGUUGGCUGAAAUAUGUCAAAAAGCUUGGGAACAAAUUAAUAAGUUAGAAGAAUUACAAAUGAAUGUCAUCAAUGACUUAGAAAACAAAAAUAAUACAAUAGAAAUAGAUAGUGAAUUGUUGAAAAUGACAAAAGACUCAGAAAAUAUCUCCCUUAAACCAAAUCCACUUAAAAUUCCAAAACAAAUUAAUACAUACGAAAAGUGGCUGCAACAGUCUAUUAAUUUAAUGCAAAGUAUUGAACAUGAAUUGUUAAGUUCAGAAAAGUUGCGCGAACAAAUGUAUUUGUUACGACAUAAAACUAAAAGUGAUAUGGUAGCUCUCAACGAAAAAGUCAAUUUUGGUCUCAGAAAACAGAUUUACAACAUAGAAAGAGCUAAAUAUGAAUUAGAAUGGCAAAAAAAGAAUAUGAUAUUAGAUAAGGAGACACUGUUAAAAGAAAUAAAUAAACUCGAAGAUGCUUUACAUAGAAAAUUAAAUUCGAAAAAGUUGAUUGAGACACGGCACGAAGAAAGAUUGUAUAGAGAUGGAGUUGAACUAUGUCUUGAUAAACCUACAGUCGGAUUACAGGAAGAAAAUUUUCUACUCGAUAAUUCUACCAAAAUGUUGAGCAACAAGCUAAAUCAAACAAAAGCAAUGCAUACUAUACUUUCAGAGCACAUGAAUUUGAUAAACGAACAAUUAAGAAACAAAACUCAUGCGUUAAAUGUCGACCAGAAAUGCCUAGAGUACAGAAUACAGUUAGAAGAUCCAGAUCGUAAUUAA
This is a messenger RNA of Diuraphis noxia (Russian wheat aphid), 1215 nucleotides long. RefSeq names its product tektin-2-like. The record is from RefSeq and is a predicted model, not a curated record. Gene Ontology annotation, biological process: cilium movement involved in cell motility; cilium assembly. Gene Ontology annotation, cellular component: microtubule cytoskeleton; nucleus. Lineage: Eukaryota; Metazoa; Arthropoda; Insecta; Hemiptera; Aphididae.